CGGCAGAAGUUUCGCGCCGUCCUAAUGGAGGCCACAGUCAAGCUGGAUGAGCAGGUCAAGAAGAUCGGUAAAGCCGUAGAAGACUCAAAACCGUACUGGGAGGCCAGAAGGGCGGCCCGCCAGGCUCAAGUAGAAGCUCAGAGAGCCACACAGGAGUAUCAGCGAGCCAUCGAGAUCCUCCGGGCGGCGAAGGAGACCAUUGCUCUGGCCGAGGAGCGACUGUUAGAAGAGGACAGCAGGCAGUUUGACUCGGCCUGGCAGGAGAUGCUCAACCACGCCACCCAGAGGGUGAUGGAGGCGGAGCAAAGCAGGACACGCAGUGAAAUCGAGCACAGAGAAACAGCGACCAAAUACAACGCCGCCAUCAGCCACAUGAGACAACUGGAGAAGAAGCUCAAACGCACCAUCAACAAGUCCAGGCCGUACUUUGAAUUAAAGGCGAAAUAUUAUCUGCAGCUCGAGCAACUGAAGAGACGGGUCGACGAGCGUCAGGCUAAACUGACCCAGGCCAAAGCCGAGUACCGGACGGCCCUUCGGAACCUGGAGACCAUCUCGGAUGAGAUCCACGCACGCCGCCGACUCUCUGCCAUGGGGCCCCGGGGCCGAGGGGUGGGGGCUGAAGAUGACGGGGCCGCUACCGACGACAUCGCCAACUUCAAAAUGGAGUCUGACGGCAUAUCGAUGAUGUCUGUGAAUUUCGAGGAUAGCUGCAACGGCACAACAUCAGAAGACGAUCCCGAGACACAGUCCACCUGCAGCCUGAGCUCCACGUCUGCUCCUCUAGACCUGCCCUGUCCGUUCCCCUCCUCUUCCUCCCCGUAUCCCCUGCUCUCGUCCUCCUGCCCGUACCCUUCCUCUUCCUCCUCGCCCCCGCCGUCCCUCUCUGCCGGUCCUGACCUGCUCCAGCUGCCCGGCUCGGGGUCUCUGGAGGGCUUCGAGCAGGUGUCUCCGGUGUUGGGCCCUCGCAGUGAGUGCAGCGGGGCCUCGUCACCAGACUGUGAACAGGAAAGAGGUGAGAGGGCAGAGGGCGCAGAAGUUAAACCUGGAAGUACAAACAGCAUCAGCAGUCAGAAAAGCUCCCACCUGCAGAAGAGCCUGCGCAGUUUAUCUCUCCAAACCGCAGACGACACAGACACUCGUUCUUUCACUGUGACCUCCAACACACCAGCAGUGCUGCUUCUCAACAGUGUUUAAACUCCUCUGUAGGAACCCAAACCUUCAGCACAGGGGCCAAAGCAGGGGCCCAUAUCUGAGACUACAGAACGACAUGUCAGAGGAGCCAUCGUGUGAAACUAUUAUCAUCUCAGUGUUACGGACUGGUUUAAAACCAGAAAACCAUGAAAGUAUUAGAAUUGUCGUGCGGACAUCAACUAUGAAGUGACGGGAACUACAUUGAACUUUUCAUCAUCACGGAGUGGAUGUUCUUCAUGUCUUCCUCAAAUGUUUGUGUUGUGAAUGGACACUGUUUGUAUGCCCUGUCUUCUGUCGUGGCGUCUCACUAGCCUAACUUGAAACAACUCAAUUUUGAUGGGUGGUGACACACCUACUAACUGUUGUAGCAUAAACCAUUGUAAGUGACUGGAUUAGUAUGCAUGGCACCACCUGAUUCUCCAGCGACUAUGUAAAUGAAGCUUACGAUUGAAAGCAGUUAAUGGGAUGUCAGCCUUAGCAGAAGAUAUCUGCACUUGUUUUUCACUCUGUCGGCGUUGUGCGAUGAACCUUCUCUAUUGUCUUAGAUUUACUCCACAGGUCGUAACGUAAGGAGGUCCUCAUGUAGUUCAAAGCUAUAUAUUUAUACUCAGUGUUUAUCUCGUUAUCAUGAUGUUAUCAGUGUGUUUUCAUGGCACAAAGUCCUUAUUUGUGUAAUAAACAGAUGCUCACAGCACGA
This is a messenger RNA of Megalobrama amblycephala (Wuchang bream), 1888 nucleotides long. RefSeq names its product SH3 domain-binding protein 5-like. Gene Ontology annotation, cellular component: cytoplasm. Gene Ontology annotation, molecular function: protein kinase inhibitor activity. Gene Ontology annotation, biological process: intracellular signal transduction; negative regulation of protein tyrosine kinase activity. The transcript is spliced from 7 exons. Lineage: Eukaryota; Metazoa; Chordata; Actinopteri; Cypriniformes; Xenocyprididae. The record is from RefSeq and is a predicted model, not a curated record. Bases 25 to 1194 code for a protein of 389 amino acids.